AAAAUGUGGAGUGGGCUGUUACCUCCUGGGCUGAGUGAAAGCGAUGUGGAGUCACAUUCUGAAGAGGAAGCCACACUAGAGAACCCCGAACGUUUGGAGCUCCCCUUCCCGGAAGACGGACAGGCGGAUGGCAGUGGGAAGCCAGGGACACCAGGCCACCCUGCGGGCGAGCCAAAGGCGGAAACAGAGGCCAACACAAAUGCAUAUGAAAAGUGUCCUUCUGGGAUCCCCGUAGACAUGUGGAGCAAAUUUCAAGAAUUGCAUAAAAAAAAUUCUGAACAGAAAAAUUCAACAUCAAGAUUCAGACAGAAAAAAAGAAAACGCUCCAAAAAAGGAAAAUCGAAGAAUGAAAAGGAAUGUCACAGUGAGCAGUCUUCGAGUGAAGGCCAGUGGAAGGAGCUUACUCAGUAUUUUGGAGCCAAUGAUAGAUUUGAACCCCCAGUUAAACAGAAAAAAGUUGAGAAGUCAGGCCUUGAAAAGAGGAUAGACCAGGCAGUGGAUGAGUGGGAUGUUGAGAAGGCUGAGGAGCUCAGCAACCAGCUAGCCACUCGAGAGCUUGGUGUAAAAAUUGCCAAAGCAAUUGCCUGCCACAAGUUUGUUAAAGCCAAAAAGGAGGCUGAAAACUCACAGGCUGCUCGAAAGAAGAAGAAACUGGCGUGGGGGUUUGAAGCAAAGAAGAGAUGGGAAACCAAAAGCAACAUGGGAUAUAUGUAACUUGGCAGAGUUCUUCAAGACAUUUAUUUAUAGACUAUCAUACUCUAUUGGACGAAAAGAUUUUCCUGCUUAGGUUAAAUAUGUCCGGGGAUUGAUAAAAGUUACAAAGAUAAGCAUAAAACUUGGGAGCUGAUUAUCAAAUCUUUUUAGUCUUUUUUCUAAGAAGCUUGUAAUGGAAAUGAACAUUUUUAUAUUUGUGUAAGAAAUUUUAAGCGUAUAUACAAGAAAAAAGGAUUUUAUUAUUUACUUGUAUAAGUAAAAAUCAAUUUUGUGUUUGAUCUGUUUCGUCUAGCGUAGCCUGUGAGGUCCUGAACUUCCUUAUCUGUUCUUAGCAUGACUGCACUUUUUCUAGAAUUGGUUUUUUAUGAUUGACUUUUGUUUAUAAUGGAUUAGUCAUGAACAGAAAAAUUCCCAGUUGUUACUGACUUUACAAAUGACUUAACUAGUGCUAUAAAAAAUAAUUAUUGAUUAUUUUUACAGACAGUAUUAAUACGUCAAAGUCACAUAAUAAAAGCAGUUAAUUAAUUUUUGUGUAAUGUCAGUAGAACUACAGUAAAAAGUAGACAUAAUGUAGUAUAAAGAGCGAUUUAAACCCAGCUUUGCCUAGGAAACGCCUUUCCGAAUAUCUCUCCACCAUGUCGUUGUUUAGCUAUGAUUGUUCUUUGAAAAGCAAACUCUGCUCAACGACAGUUGUAAUUCAAGAUGAUGUAAGGUUGGAUUGUCAGCAGCUCAUUUGCAUUUACCCCUUCUCCCAGCUGCUCCUUAAGUGAUGGAGGGAAUUCAUGAGACUAAAGAG
Acomys russatus (golden spiny mouse) is the source of this 1510-nucleotide messenger RNA. It is a transcript of the gene Fam204a, whose product is annotated as family with sequence similarity 204 member A. NCBI's taxonomy places the organism in Eukaryota, Metazoa, Chordata, Mammalia, Rodentia, Muridae. The coding region runs from base 4 to 714 and encodes 236 amino acids. The transcript has 7 exons. The record is from RefSeq and is a predicted model, not a curated record.